GGGAAUUCAUCCUUUGAAGUUGAACUGCUGAGCUCCAGGUAUAAAUAGAGGGUGCCCGCUUGUCUACUGUUAAAGAAAACCAACCAUCAAAAUGAAGCUUACAGCCGUUGUUAUCCCCAUCCUCGCUACCAGCGCCUCCGCUGUCCUCGACAAGUGGGCUCCCUGGGGCAAACGCGACUACGCCUGCAUCAACGCUUACUCCGGCCCAACCGAAAACAGCACCAUCGCCCCAAACUGGCCAGUCGAGAUCCGCUUCAACCGCAACAGCGGUCGCUGCGACGCAAGCUUAGACCACUACCCAACCGCCGAGUACAGUCUAUGGCUGCACAACAACCCCGUCCGUCAGCCAGGGGGCUUCGUCACGUCGGAAUACCAGGUGAAACUCCAGGACGGGAUCCCCUUGGACGCGGGCAGUGUGACCUUUGAACUUCCGGAUGAUCUGCCUGAGGUUGGUGAUGACUCGGUGUGGUAUUUGCGGUUGAAUACGUAUUUGCCUACGGCGCCGCAGAUGCCUUCGUUGUUUAAUGCGCUGGGGCCGUUUAGGCUUGUUCGGUAGGCAGCUGGAAGUCAGGGACUGCUGUUGUGAUGUGCAGUAUAUGUAGGGUAUACAGAAGAGCUUAGCCUAAGUAACUAGACUCCCGAUUGAAAAUCAGACCAGUUUUCAGACACUCAAG
Molecule: messenger RNA, 674 nt
Organism: Aspergillus versicolor CBS 583.65
Lineage: Eukaryota; Fungi; Ascomycota; Eurotiomycetes; Eurotiales; Aspergillaceae
Exons: 4
Coding region: 92-556 (154 amino acids)
Source: RefSeq, a predicted model, not a curated record